UUGGGUUACGAAAACCUUACAAGUAAAAACGCUGUUACUAGCCUAGUAUUAGACAAUAUAUUAAAACAAGUUCCUUAUAGACGCACAAAAUAAUAUGGCACUUAAAAAACUUAGUAUCGAUAAAGUAGACGUGAAAGGUAAAAGAGUUUUAAUGCGGGUUGACUUCAAUGUUCCACUGAAAGAUGGCAAGAUCACAAACACUCAAAGAAUUGUGGCGGCUAUCCCGACCAUCAAGUAUGCUCUUGAUAAAGGGGCCAAGUCGGUUGUCCUGAUGAGUCAUCUUGGUCGACCAGAUGGUCAGCGCAAUGAAAAGUUCUCGUUGGCUCCUGUGGUUCCUGAGCUGAAAAAGUUGCUUGGAAAAGAUGUAAAGUUCCUGUCUGACUGUGUGGGAGCAGAGGUGGAGGCUGCGUGUGCUAAUCCAGCUCCUGGUUCAGUAAUUUUGUUGGAAAACCUCCGCUUCCAUGUGGAGGAGGAGGGCAAGGGGCUGGAUGCAGCAGGACAGAAGAUAAAAGCAUCAAAAGAUAAAGUUGAUGCUUUCCGUUCCUCACUUUCCAAGCUUGGUGAUGUUUAUGUUAAUGAUGCAUUUGGCACUGCCCACCGAGCCCACAGUUCCAUGGUUGGCUGUCAGUUGCCCCUGAAAGCUGCAGGAUUUCUUCUCAAGAAAGAACUUGAUUAUUUUGCUAAGGCACUGGAGAACCCAGACAGACCAUUUCUUGCCAUUCUAGGAGGAGCAAAAGUUGCAGAUAAAAUUCAGCUAAUUGAAAAUAUGUUGGAUACGGUUGAUGAGAUGAUAAUUGGUGGUGGCAUGGCCUUCACCUUCCUCAAGGCCACUAAAGGAAUGGAGAUUGGUAGUUCCUUGUUUGAUGAUGAAGGAUUCAAGAUUGUUGGACGGCUCAUGGAUAAAGCUGCUAAGAACAAAGUAAAGAUCCAUCUUCCAUCAGAUUUUGUCACGGCAAACAAGUUUGCAGAGGAUGCUACUGUAGGGAAGGCAACCAUUGCUGCUGGGAUUCCUGCUGGCUCAAUGGGUCUUGACGUGGGUCCUGAAUCAAUAAAACUUUUCACAGAUGCUAUCGGCAGAGCAAAGACGAUUGUUUGGAAUGGGCCACCUGGUGUUUUUGAGUUUGCUAAUUUUGCCAGUGGAACAAAAGCUGUUAUGGAUGCAGUAGUCAAGGCAACUCAGCGUGGAUGCACAACAAUCAUUGGUGGUGGUGACACAGCGACAUGUGCCGCUAAAUAUGGAACCGAAGACAAAGUGAGUCACGUCAGCACUGGAGGAGGAGCCAGUCUUGAACUGUUCGAAGGUAAAGAACUUCCUGGGGUGGCAGCUCUCUCUGAAGCAGCAUGAAAUAAUGCAAGACAUUUGUUACACUGCUCACUUUGAUAGUCUACUCUGUUAGUGCCAGACUUGAAAAUGUCUUUCUGUGAAUUUGAAAAUCACACGGCAAUGUGAGAGAUUCAGUGAUUUAAAGAUUUGGUGGUAUUUGUAAAAUAUACACUGAAACAAGUUGGUUAUGCUGUGGUUUUGGUUAUUGUUUAACAGUACGAAAUGAGAUCACUUAUCAUCUUGAUCCGUUUCUUCAAGAUUUCUUACAUAUUUCAGUUGCUGGCAACUGAUUUUCCUGUUCUUGACAGUCUUCCAAUAGGUUGUCACUGCUAUUAAUUAUUAGCGUAUUUAAAAAGAAAAGAAUAUUCAAGUUAAAAAUUAAAUUAAUAAUGUGAUUUCAUACCACAUUGCUGUACAUGUCAACUUUGCCAUCAUAUCAGACAUAAAUUUUGAAAUGAAUUAUGUAAAUAUGUUUACAUGUUACUGUCUUUUUUUAUAUAUCUUAAAAGAUGUCUUUCAGAGUUGUAUGUUUCUAAUACUAGUAGCUUACAAAAGUCUACAGCAUAUUAUUUUGCAAAAUCUGACACUGUAAAAACAAUUUUUUUUCAACUGAGAAAGUUCUACAUAAGGAAGCGAAAAUGUGUGUUGCAGUUUCCUUUAUGUUUAGUUUUAUCUGUUUUUAUGUUUAUUAUUAGGUUUAUUACUCACUGGAAAUUAAUUUGCAUUGCAGUUUAUGUUCUGAGCUGUGUGUUCUGGUAGGUUCAGUUAAAUGUUGACAAGCUUACUCAAUAAAACUACUGACUUUUAAAGAUUAGCAGACGUGUAGUAUGAAUAACAGCAAAUGUAACCGCAGUCUCUUUUAAAACAAAUUGCUCUUAAGAAACUAUUAACACUAAUACAUUUAAAAGAAUUGUUUUUGAAAAUAAGGUUAAUAAUUUUCCAACUAUACUGGCGUCCAAAAGAAAUUUUAUAAGGCUUGAAAUUGUAUUAUAGAAAACCAACAAACGAUACGGUAGGAUAUGAAGGUAUGAUGAAGUUUGAUAUCUAAAUUUCACAAUGCACUUUGUAAUGCAUGCAUGCAAAAUGUUUGUAAAGUCGUUUCCAAAUUGGUUAUGUUCUAAAGGUUUUUUUGGACGUCGGUAUAUUUUACCAAUUAUCGUACAUAUUUUUAUUUGAUAAUCUACAAUUAUGUUCCUGUAGUUGAAAAUGUUUUGUUUUUAGGAAUUUUGUAUACACCAGUGAAACAUUUUGUUAUUUGCUACCAGAAUUGUAUGUUGUUGUCAGUAUUUUGUGUUGCUCUGUUGCAUAUUAUUAUUUAUAUGUAAGAAUAUGUGGAAUGUUAAGAAUAUUGUUAUUGGUUUUAACUAUAGUAUGCUAUCUCCUGCUGUAGUAACAUUUCUGGUAGGUUACCAAAAAAACAACCCAACCUAAGCUACGCAGAACCAUCUGCAGUAAUAAAUCAUCAUCAGAU
This is a messenger RNA of Gigantopelta aegis, 2795 nucleotides long. RefSeq names its product phosphoglycerate kinase-like. NCBI's taxonomy places the organism in Eukaryota, Metazoa, Mollusca, Gastropoda, Neomphalida, Peltospiridae. The transcript has 12 exons. The record is from RefSeq and is a predicted model, not a curated record. Gene Ontology annotation, cellular component: cytosol. The coding region runs from base 95 to 1345 and encodes 416 amino acids. Gene Ontology annotation, molecular function: phosphoglycerate kinase activity; ADP binding; ATP binding. Gene Ontology annotation, biological process: glycolytic process; gluconeogenesis.